Lichtheimia ornata is the source of this 600-nucleotide messenger RNA. RefSeq lists its product as uncharacterized. The coding region runs from base 1 to 600 and encodes 199 amino acids. Lineage: Eukaryota; Fungi; Mucoromycota; Mucoromycetes; Mucorales; Lichtheimiaceae. The record is from RefSeq and is a predicted model, not a curated record. The transcript has a single exon.
AUGCUUUCAGAAAACGAAUCCCUCCGUGUUAUUGUACACUCUGCCCACGAUCUUAUGGAUGUCGAGACAAUGGGAAAACAAGAUCCAUAUGUGCAAAUGACAUUGAACCCACAUGAAAAAGACGCCUUUCAACGCACUGAAGUCAAGAAGGAUGCUGGCAAGCAAGCAAGUUGGAACCAGCAAUUUGAAUUUGCACGACAUGGCGAGCAUAAUUUAUUCGUUGAGUUGAUGGAUGCCGAAAAAGGAAUUGAUGAGCUGAUUGGAUUUGCCGCUAUCCCCUUGGACCAAGCACCUAUCAAUGGCAUCUUUGAACUAUACAACGUCACUGGCAAGGUGGCAGGCACAUUGCACUUGUCUAUCAACACAACGCCUGCAGAGGAAGAAAGCGAGCCUAUCUCUGGAAAGACCUAUGCGAAUGAAGAACACCUCAAGCGUGUCAAGAAUCUCCGUAACAAGGGUAUCGCUGGUGAUGUGGGUGCAGCCCUACUCACAGGUGCUUUGGCAGCGGGUGCUGGAUUCCUUGGCCAAAAGUUGUAUCAACAACAUGAAAAGAAGAAGCAACAAGACCAAGAAGGAGAGGAAACUUCCAAGGAGCAAUAA